AUGUAACAAUUGCUUCAAAUUAAUCGAUAUAUUUUGUAUAAAAUUGGAUAUGAAACUCAUGCUGUAUUUUUCAUCUCCAAUAUUUGCAAAUAUAUCGAGACUGCAAAGAGGUCGCGUUGUUAGUAGACAUUGUUUGGAUUUGAUUUAAAGUUGCAAAAUUUAUAAAAAGAAUAUAUAAAAAAUUCUCGUUGGAUUUGUUAUAAUGGAUUUCUAUAGUCCCGGAUAUUUAAUAAGCAGUGAUGAAUACAGCAACGAUGAAGACGAUUUAAUGGAUGCGGCUAUAAGUUCGCAAAAUACUUCAAAAUCUGAGGCACAUACUGAGUCAAAUAGUUACAAAAAAAAGUUUAAUGCAAAAAGAAUGAAAGAUGCCAGAAAGUGCGUUAAUUGGCACAAAAAAUGGUUAAUAAAUACAAAAAAUCGUGCAAAAUACCGACCAAAGCUAAUCGAAUUAAUAAAAAUAUUAAAGAAUAACAAGCCAUUGCAGUCGCCUGAAAUUCAAACUAGCAGUUUAUCAAUAUUUCCAAAUAAUUUUGAUGUGCCGAAGAGCACAAUCAGAUUCAAUGAUAAAGAAGCAGUAGUUGAUCUUUUAGAAGAGGAAGUAAUGAAUGGAAAUGAUUCAGAGAAUGUGAAGCGUAGCGACAUUGUUAUUAGUAGCGUUAUAAGUUUGGAAAAUGAGAACGAUUCUAUUAUCAAAACAUCGAAAAUCCCAGAUAAGGUGGAAGAUAUAACCAAUCAUGAGGUUAUGCAGCCAGCUCAAAGCAAUGAUAUUAAAUUAACCUAUAUAAAACCAAAAGUUGGUGACAUAAAAACGAACAACAUAAAAUCAAAAAUAUCACAUAACCACAGCGUUUCAAAUGCUAAUGUGCAAAGUUCUAAAAAGCGUUUACGAUCCAUUUCUCCACCAGAUAAUAGAAAUUUAAAUGAAGAUAAAAAAAUUAACUCACACAAUAAAUUCUACAGUGAAAUUAAUGAAAUGUUUGCACCAAGAGAUCAGUCACUUAAAACUCAUAUAAAUAAUAUGCAUUCAAAUGGCGAAAAUAUAGAUGCUCAUAUAAAUCGUUUAGCUUCCGAGAUAGAUACAAUAAAUGAAUUAAUUGAGACAAGAGAAAAUGAAAUUCAGAAACUUUUUUACUUUAAAAAAAUUAAGGAAGAAAUUAUGUGUCGACUUGAAAGAGGAAAACAAAUAAAUUCUAUGAAAGAAAAAUCUCUAAAUACAAAAUCUUGUACAUUAACGGAUUUAAAGGAAAUAGAACAGUUUUUAUUUUCUUCAAACACAAGCUCUGCUGAAAAAACAAAGCCUACAUCAACGAAAGAUUUAGUUGAAAAUAUUGCAAACAUGGGAACAGUUGAAUUGGAAAAGGAACGACCUAACACCAGUAGGUUGUACAGUAUACUUCUAUCGAAAAAUAUAUUGCCUAGGGCUCAAAAUGCAAACUAUAGUAACGCAAGUACUAAAGUGGAAAAUAUUCCAACACUGUUGAGAAGUUCAGAACAGUUUGAAAAUCAACAGUAUUUAGAAUUACGACCAAAACCGAAUAUGGGACGGCAGGGACCUUUUCGCGAUGUCAAAAGCCUAAUUGCUGAGUAUCAAAACCAGAAUCUAAACAAACCACAAACUGGAAAGAGAUUUAAAUAUCACGAUUUUGCCGAUAGUAUGCCAACACAUAAUGAGUCAUAUAAUGAAGAUCAUUUAGCAAAUUUUUCGUACACCUCAAAUAGAAAUUUAGGCCCUUAUAACACAAAACGACAUUUACCAGAGCCGAAAGGUAUGAGAAUCAAUGAGGGCUAUCAAAAUAACUACCGAAUGCAAAUUCCUCACUAUGAGUCGGAAGAUGUUUCUAUGUCAAAUAAUAUACCAUACUCCCAAAGACAUUAUGAUAAUAGUCAUUCGCUCAGAAAACACUUGCACACGAAUACUGGACCACGGCUUUCAGGAUAUGUAGAAAUGAAUAAUGAUAAUGGUGUGUGUCAAGAAUGUAUGUCCAAUGAAGCACUUUUUGUUUGUGCCGGAUGUCAGAAUCAGUGGUAUUGCAGUAGGGAAUGUCAGAUUAACGCAUGGGAAAAACAUUCCGAGAUUUGUGAUGUUUGAUUACAAUAGCCAAAUCGUCAAACAUUUCCACAUUUAUCUAAAAUAAUAUUAUAAAUAAUCUUUGAUUCCAAGUAUUUAAUAUUUUGUA
Messenger RNA from Teleopsis dalmanni, 2177 nucleotides. It is a transcript of the gene RAF2, whose product is annotated as putative leucine-rich repeat-containing protein DDB_G0290503. The record is from RefSeq and is a predicted model, not a curated record. The transcript is spliced from 7 exons. NCBI's taxonomy places the organism in Eukaryota, Metazoa, Arthropoda, Insecta, Diptera, Diopsidae. Bases 203 to 2089 code for a protein of 628 amino acids.